Sciurus carolinensis (gray squirrel) is the source of this 5523-nucleotide messenger RNA. It is a transcript of the gene Arhgap31, whose product is annotated as Rho GTPase activating protein 31. The transcript has 12 exons. Lineage: Eukaryota; Metazoa; Chordata; Mammalia; Rodentia; Sciuridae. Gene Ontology annotation, molecular function: GTPase activator activity. Gene Ontology annotation, biological process: small GTPase-mediated signal transduction. The record is from RefSeq and is a predicted model, not a curated record. The coding region runs from base 809 to 5149 and encodes 1446 amino acids.
GAGCUAUCUCUGGAGUCGCUGAACGGCCCGCAGGAGAGCGCGUUCUCUCCCCCACCCGGUACUCCUCAACCCACCCACCUACUUCCUCCAGCUCCAUACACACACGAGCACGGAGCUGCCAAAAAUUUCCACCCUCCGCCCCCCUCCCUAGCUAACUUCCUUCCAGCGUUUCCUGAGCUGGAUGAUCCUAGGAUUUGUAAGACAGGAAAAAAAGGAAGGCGUGAGGGCGGGCUAGGGAGACAGGAUGCUUGUUUUUCGCUUUACCAAAGCCGUCUGAAGGCAAGACAGCGGGCCCAGGGCAGAGACCCACAGCAGCUCCGGGGCGGUCUCCUCGCCCCUCGCCGCAGCCGCCUUCCCCGCGCUCGAGUCCUCUCCCGGGCACUUGGGAAGGCGAAGAGGAGAGCUCGCCUUCCCUCUGAAGCAGAGGAAAAGCAGCUGAAGACACCGCAGGCGCCUGUGAAAGUCCCUGGGACUCCAAGUGAGGAAGUGACACUCCCAAGCGAGCCGGCCCGCAGCUGCCAGCUCCUCAGGGCCUCCGGCACCGCGGCCCUGGAGGCGCGCGGGGUGGAUUGCAGGCUCUGCUGGCUCGGCCGCGCUCAUCGCCGCGCCCCGGCCCGCGCGCGCCGGCACACGGGCUCGCAACCCCUGGGGGUCCAUGCGCAGCGCCCGCGGCCCUGGUCCUUCGGAUCGCCCAUGAGGACCCCCGGCGCCGCGCUGCAACCAGUGAUCUAACCCCGAAGACCAUCGUACGCGCGGUGCCUAGCAGAGGGAGGGAGAGACAGAGGGGCAGCCUCUUCGGGACUAACUCAUGAAGAACAAGGGUGCCAAGCAGAAGCUGAAACGAAAAGGGGCCGCCAGUGCAUUUGGCUGUGACCUGACGGAGUAUCUGGAAAGCUCAGGACAAGAUGUUCCAUAUGUGUUGAAAAGCUGUGCGGAGUUUAUAGAGACUCACGGCAUUGUGGAUGGAAUCUAUCGACUUUCAGGAGUCACCUCAAACAUACAACGGCUAAGGCAAGAGUUUGGCUCAGAUCAAUGUCCAGAUCUGACAAGGGAAGUGUACCUCCAGGACAUCCACUGUGUGGGCUCACUCUGCAAGCUCUACUUUAGGGAGCUGCCCAACCCCCUCCUGACUUAUGAGCUCUAUGAGAAAUUCACGGAGGCAGUGUCACAUUGCCCAGAAGAAGGCCAACUGGUCAGAAUCCAAAAUGUUAUCCAGGAGCUUCCCCCAUCCCAUUAUAGGACCUUGGAAUACCUGAUUCGACACCUGGCCCACAUCGCCUCCUUCAGUAGCAAGACCAACAUGCAUGCCAGGAACCUGGCCCUGGUGUGGGCGCCAAACCUCCUCAGGUCUAAAGAAAUUGAGGCCACUGGUUGCAAUGGAGAUGCAGCCUUCCUUGCAGUGCGGGUCCAGCAGGUGGUGAUUGAGUUCAUAUUGAAUCAUGUGGAUCAAAUCUUCAGCAACGGUGCUCCUGGGUCUCUGGAGAAUGAUGAAAAUCGACCCAUCAUCAAGAGCCUGACGCUUCCAGCCCUGUCCCUGCCCAUGAAGUUGGUGAGCCUCGAGGAAGCUCAGGCCCGCAAUCUGGCUAUGAACCAUCCUGCCCGGAAGGAAAGAAGGGAGAACAGCCUGCCUGAGAUUGUGCCUCCCGUGGGCACCCUCUUCCACACUGUGCUUGAGUUACCAGACAACAAGAGAAAGCUUUCCAGUAAAUCAAAGAAGUGGAAAUCCAUAUUUAAUCUGGGACGUUCUGGAUCAGACUCUAAAUCAAAACUGAGUAGAAAUGGGAGUGUAUUUGUGAGAGGACAGAGGCUCUCAGUGGAAAAGGCUACUAUUCGACCAGCUAAAAGCAUGGAUUCACUGUGUUCAGUGCCUGUGGAUGGAAAAGAAACCAAAGGAAAUUUCAACCGAACAGUCACCACUGGUGGAUUUUUCAUUCCAGCCACGAAAAUGCACUCCGCUGGCACUGGCAGCUCCUGUGACCUCAGCAAGCAGGAGGGUGAAUGGGGCCAGGAGGGGAUGCCCGCGGGCGCAGAGGGGGGCUUUGAUGUGAGCAGCGACCGAAGCCAACUCCAGGGCGCUCAGAUCCGUCCCCCACCUGAACAACUGAAGGUGUUCCGGCCAAUCGAGGAUCCAGAAAGCGAGCAAAUAGCCCCAAAGAUGCUGGGUAUGUUUUAUACCUCGAGCGACAGCCCCAGCAAAUCCGUCUUCACCAGCGGCCUCUUCCAGACAGAGCACUCGCCACGUCACCAGCGCAAGGCGCUGAACAUCUCAGAGCCCUUUGCGGUGUCCGUGCCGCUCCGCGUGUCAGCGGUAAUCAGCACCAACAGCACCCCAUGCAGAACACCCCCAAAGGAGUUGCAGUCUCUCUCCAGCCUAGAAGAGUUUUCCUUCCAGGGGUCAGAGAGUGGAGGUUGGCCAGAAGAGGAGAAACCACUGGGAGCAGAGACUUCUACAGCUUCUAUCUCUAAGAAGGCAGCUCUCGAAGAUGCCACACCAGGACCUGAAGGCCUGGGGACAGUGGAAUGCAACCAAAGUCUUUUCCUGGAGCCAGGCACCCAAGUGGAGGAGAAGAAAACUUCAGAAAUCUCCCUGGGCUCUCAACAUUCAACGGAAUUAGAGAAGAGACUGAAUCCGGAGAAAGCGGUAGAGGAGGAAGGCCAAGAGGCUGACCAGGUGGAGACCAGUGCUCUGCAGGAGUGUCCCCGGAUCAGAGCUGAAGCCAUGUUUCUCCAUGAGAUGGAUGAAGAUGAUCUGGCUAACGCCCUGAUAUGGCCCGAGAUUCAACAGGAGCUUAAAAUCAUUGAAUCUGAGGAGGAACUUGCCUCGUUGCCACCACCUGUUCAGAAGAUAAGCCCAAGUCAGCCCAGUUUUGAGUCAAGUCCGGUGUCCUUUGCUUCCCCGGAGCCCCCUGGGAGCAUCUCUUGUGGCUCCUCCCCCUCUUCAGUCUCCGCCCCUCCGGAGGAGUGGAACAGGGACUCAACCAAUCAGAGUACAAUGGGUGCUGCCUCGGCAGCCAAUAGAGAAAAGCCAGAGUCAACCAGCAGCCUCCACAGAUCCGAGCUCGGCCUGCGUCCAGAUCGUGCUACUCUGGCUGCUCUAGAAAUAGUUCCUUUUGAGAAGGCAUCUCCACCAGCAAGGACUGAGGCUGGAGGCCCGGGGAAUCACUCUCCUCCGCUCCCUCCUGCUCCUCCCCCUCCAACUCCUCUGGAGGAGGCGCCCGGAAUCCUGCUGUCAAAGGGCGGUGCUGAGAGAGAAGACCCAUCCAGGAAUUUAAGGACAAAUCCUUAUAUAGAGCAGCCGAGGUCCAAAGACAACCCUGGGAUCUCUAGUCGCUGUCAGGGAGAGGAGGCUACUCCAAGUCAAAGUGAAAAACAAACUUCAAAGAAAGUUGCUCCCGAGGGAAAAGCCCUUGGAUUUCCUAGCCCAGCAAAGGAGGUUGAGAUCUCCCCACAGGGAGAGGGGGAUGCAGCCCAGUCAGUACAGGAACCUUCAGACUGUGAUGAAGACGACACUGUAACAGACAUUGCUCAGCAUGUCCUAGAGAUGGUGGAGCCCUGGGAGGAGCCCCAGUGGGUGACCAGUCCUCUUCACUCUCCCACCCUGAAAGAAGUGCAGGAGGCCCAGGUGCAGGGCCCCCAGAGCCACCGAUUGGAGAAGAGGCUUUCUCACAGGCCCAGCCUUCGCCAGAGCCACUCUCUGGAUAGUAAAACCACCAUCAAGAGUCAGUGGACUCUUGAGGUUCCCUCCUCCAGCAGCUGUGCUAAUCUUGAAACAGAGAGAAAUUCUGAUCCUCUGUCAGUUAGGAGAGAGAUUACUGGAUGGGAUGAGAAAGCCCUUAAGACCUUCAGAGAGUUCUCUGACCUGAAAGGGGCAGAGGUUCUUCCCAGCCAGAAAGGACCAGGUAGUGUUCAGUCUAAGCCAGCAGAAACCAGCCCAGUCAUUGGAGCAGAGGGAAAGGAGCUGGGGCCACUCCUUGGGCAGAGCAAUCAGAUUAAGCAAGCUGGUAUUCCUGGACCAGAAAACAGCGAGGAGAGUUCACCUAGGGUUCAGGAUAGCACCUCACCUGGAGAACAUCCUUCAAAGUUACAGCUAAAGAGCACUGAGUGUGGGCCCUCAAAAGGGAAAAACAGGCCUUCUUCCCUCAAUUUAGACUCUGCCAUUCCCGUCACUGAACUCUUCCGGCUUGAGAAUGGGGCUUCAUUUAGUUCACCUGGAAUGCAGCUCUGUGAGUCAGGAGACCCCAAGUUCACCUGGAUGACCUCAUCUCACUGUAAAGCAGACUCCUGGAAAGAUUACUCCCAAGAUACCCAGGACCUGGACAUUGUUGCUCAUGCCCUGACAGGCCGCCGUAACUCAGCUCCUGUGAGUGUGUCAGCUGUGAGAACCUCCUUCAUGGUCAAAAUGUGUCAGGCCAGGGCAGUCCCAGUAAUCCCACCCAAGAUUCAAUAUACCCAGAUCCCACAGCCCCUGCCCUCUCAGAGCACAGGGGAGAAUGUGGCUCAGCCUCUGGAGAGGAGCCAAGAGGAACCCAGCUCAACCAGUGGGCCCUCUCAGAAUCCUGCCAAAGGUGAUUCUCCCUCCCUGGAAAACCCAAAGGAAGAGAAACCAAAGCAAGAUACAGGAGCCAUAGCAUCCUCACAGAUGGACACCACUGCAUCCUGCAUUUGUGAGGGACACACCCUUUCUCCAGAACCAGACUUGUCUAAUCUCUCCACCCAGGAUGCAGUAGUGCAAUGCAGAAAGCGCACAUCAGAGACAGAACCAUCUGGGGACAACCUUCUUUCUUCAAAAAUAGAGCGACCAUCUGGGGGUUCUAAGCCUUUCCACAGGUCAAGGCCAGGAAGACCUCAGAGCCUAAUCUUAUUCAGUCCUCCUUUUCCCAUCAUGGACCACCUGCCUCCCUCAUCCACAGUUACAGAUUCCAGGGUCCUGCUGUCUCCUAUCAGAAGUCCCACUCAGACAGUUUCCCCUGGCCUUCUUUGUGGGGAGCUGGCAGAAAACACAUGGGUCACACCAGAAGGGGUUACACUUAGGAAUAAAAUGACUAUCCCUAAGAAUGGCCAAAGACUAGAGACCUCAACCAGCUGUUUUUACCAGCCCCAGCGGAGAUCAGUAAUUCUUGAUGGAAGAAGUGGGAGGCAAAUAGAGUGAUAUCAAUUCAGCUGCUGAUGUCUGAAAAAAACAUCAUGAUUCAUCUGGAAAUUAUUACAGGGCUAACUUGCCAUUUUCCAGGCACAGGUUAUCUAACUUUGGACUUAUUUUGGCCUAUGACUUCUUUUUUUUUUUUCCCAGCCUUUUGACUAUCAUUAAUUAAUUCAUUUGCCAGAAGAGUGGUCAAGGAAAGAAUCAAAAGGUGAAAUUUAGAUAAGUCCAUACAAUCAAGUGGGAAAAGUUAGGUAAGAAAUGAGGGAAUUUUUGCCUCCAGUGAAAUUUGGAGUCUUGUUUGUAAGCUGCAUUACUCUCCUACUACCAUUACCUAUUACUGUUGAGAGCUGGCUAUAAUAAUGUCCUUUGAAAGAAAGAAA